UAUUCAGACAGUCAGUUUCAGUCAGUCAGUUUUCUGAGACGUCAACAAACAAAAAUAUCUCAAAUAGGUCAACAAAUAUAACUAUUGCACUUAAGUUGAAAUUAUAACCAUUAUUUGCUGCUAAAAAUAUUAAUCUUUACCUGUAUCGAUAAGCAUAGUGUAAAAAAGUAUAUCAUAAUAAAAACAGAUAGUUCCUAUAAGAAAAAGAACAAUGUUAUCAUCUAUCAUAAAAGAACAUCAAACCAAACAAGCUGCUAAACGAAUUGUACAAGAGCAGAAACGGAAAGAAUGUAUUGCUGCAGCUAAUGAUUUAACUCAAGCACUUGUAGAUCAUCUGAAUGUGGGAGUUGCCCAGGCUUAUUUAAACCAGAAGAAAUUGGAUGCUGAAGCAAAAUUACUACACCAAGGAGCAAUAAAUUUUGCUAAACAAACACAACAGUGGCUUGCACUUGUAGAGAAUUUCAGUAGUGCUUUAAAAGAAAUUGGUGAUGUGGAAAACUGGGCUAGAAGUAUUGAAAAUGACAUGAAAAUAAUUACAGAUACAUUAGAAAAAGCGUAUGAAAUGACCCAAGAACAACCCAGCAGUAACAUGCAAUAAAAGUAUUUAAAAGUAA
Molecule: messenger RNA, 614 nt
Organism: Galleria mellonella (greater wax moth)
Lineage: Eukaryota; Metazoa; Arthropoda; Insecta; Lepidoptera; Pyralidae
Gene: Blos1
Product: biogenesis of lysosome-related organelles complex 1 subunit 1
Exons: 3
Coding region: 212-598 (128 amino acids)
Biological process (GO): endosomal transport
Cellular component (GO): BLOC-1 complex
Source: RefSeq, a predicted model, not a curated record